AUGGGGCUGCCCACUCUGGAGUUCAGCGAUUCCUACUUGGACAGCCCGGAUUUCAGAGAGCGGCUGCAGUGUCACGAGAUUGAGCUGGAGAGGACCAACAAGUUCAUCAAGGAGCUGAUCAAGGACGGCAGUCUGCUCAUCGGGGCCCUCAGGAAUCUAUCCAUGGCAGUGCAAAAAUUUUCCCAGUCGCUACAGGAUUUUCAGUUUGAGUGUAUUGGAGAUGCUGAAACAGAUGAUGAAAUUAACAUUGCCCAGUCACUGAAAGAGUUUGCCCGGCUACUGAUUGCUGUAGAAGAGGAGAGAAGACGACUUAUCCAGAAUGCCAAUGAUGUGUUAAUAGCACCACUGGAAAAGUUUCGUAAGGAACAAAUAGGUGCAGCAAAAGAAGGGAAGAAGAAGUUUGACAAGGAAAGUGAGAAAUAUUAUUCCAUUCUAGAGAAGCACUUAAAUUUAUCAGCAAAGAAAAAAGAAUCUCAUUUGCAAGAUGCAGAUAUGCAAAUUGACAGAGAACAUCAAAACUUUUAUGAAGCGUCAUUAGAAUAUGUGUUUAAAAUUCAAGAAGUACAGGAGAAAAAGAAAUUUGAAUUUGUUGAACCUCUUUUGGCAUUUCUUCAGGGAUUAUUUACUUUUUACCAUGAGGGAUAUGAGCUGGCCCAGGAGUUCACCCCAUACAAGCAACAGUUGCAAUUCAACUUGCAGAAUACACGAAAUAAUUUUGAAAGUACCAGGCAGGAAGUAGAGAGACUGAUGCAGAGAAUGAAAUCUGCCAACCAGGAUUACCAACCACCCAGUCAGUGGACAAUGGAAGGCUAUCUCUAUGUGCAGGAGAAACGACCCCUUGGAUUUACCUGGGUAAAACAUUACUGUACUUACGAUAAAGGGACAAAAACAUUUACAAUGAGUGCAGCUGAAACAAAGUCUGGUGGGAAAGUGAAUGGCCUUGUCACAAGCUCACCAGAAAUAUUCAAGCUAAAAUCCUGCAUCCGGAGAAAGACUGAUUCAAUUGACAAACGUUUCUGUUUUGAUAUUGAAGUAUCUGAAAGACAUGGGAUCAUAACACUUCAGGCUUUUUCAGAGUCCAACAGGAAACUUUGGCUGGAAGCUAUGGAUGGAAAGGAACCAAUUUACACUUUACCAGCCAUUAUUAGCAAGAAGGAAGAAAUGUUCUUAAAUGAAGCAGGUUUUAACUUUGUGAGGAAAUGUAUUGUUGCUGUGGAGACAAGAGGUAUCACAAUCUUGGGGCUGUACAGAAUAGGAGGUGUAAACUCCAAAGUGCAAAAGCUGAUGAAUACCAUAUUUUCCCCUAAAUCUCCUCCUGAUAUGGAUAUUGAUAUGGACGUUUGGGACAAUAAAACAAUAACAAGCGGACUAAAAAACUACCUCAGGUGUCUUACAGAACCACUGAUGACCUUCAAGUUGCACAAGGAUUUCAUUAUUGCCGUUAAAUCCGAUGACCAAAACUACAGGGUUGAGGCAGUACAUGCACUUGUUCAUAAAUUACCAGAGAAAAACAGAGAGAUGCUGGACAUCCUAAUCAAGCAUUUGGUCAAGGUUUCAUUACACAGUCAACAAAAUCUCAUGACCGUCUCCAACCUUGGUGUUAUCUUUGGGCCGACUCUGAUGAGAGCCCAGGAGGAAACCGUGGCUGCUAUGAUGAACAUUAAGUUUCAGAAUAUUGUAGUGGAAAUUCUGAUAGAGCAUUAUGAAAAGAUAUUUCACACUGCACCAGACCCCAACAUUCCUCUUCCCCAGCCUCAGUCCCGUUCAGCUUCCAGAAGAUCAAGAGCAAUAUGCCUCUCAACAGGCUCACGCAAACCCAAAGGAAGAUAUACCCCAUGUCUGGCAGACCAUGAUAGUGAUUCAUACAGUAGUAGCCCAGACAGCACCCCCAUGGGCAGCAUAGAAUCACUCUCUUCUCAUUCAUCAGAACAAAACAGCACCACAAAAUCCGCCUCAUCCCAACCCAGGGAGAAAUCGGGAGGAAUUCCAUGGAUUGCAUCUCCACCUUCUUCCAAUGGACAGAAGAGCUCAGGCCUCUGGACCACAAGUCCAGAAUCCUCUUCUAAGGAGGAUGCAACAAAAACAGAUGUGGAGUCAGACUGUCAAAGUGUAUCUUCUGUCACUAAUCCAGAGAAUACAUCUCCACCGAUAGAUCUGACCAAAAAAGGGCUUUAUGGUCUGUCUGGGCUGAAAAGGUCUGCAGCUUCCUCCCUCAGAUCAAUCCCUUCAGCAGACGGUAACAAAAGUUGCAGUGGAUCUGUACAGAGCUUAGCCUCAAUUGAUGCCAAAGAUACACCAAAGGCUGCACUGAAUCCUGAGUUGCCACCCAAAAUGCGCAGGAGAUUGAGAUUGGAUACUGCAUCAAGUAAUGGCUAUCAGAGACCAGGAUCCGUAGUGGCCGCAAGAGCCCAGUUGUUCGAAAGUGCUGGUUCACUUAAACAAACUUCUUCAGGACGACAAGCCAAAGCCAUGUAUUCCUGUAAAGCUGAGCACAGUCAUGAGCUCUCCUUCCCACAGGGGGCGAUAUUUUCAAAUGUGUACCCAUCAGUGGAACCAGGCUGGUUAAAAGCAACGUAUGAAGGCAAAACAGGACUAGUUCCAGAGAAUUAUGUUGUCUUCCUCUAG
This is a messenger RNA of Emys orbicularis (European pond turtle), 2625 nucleotides long. RefSeq names its product Rho GTPase activating protein 42 (gene ARHGAP42). Gene Ontology annotation, cellular component: cytoplasm. Bases 1 to 2625 code for a protein of 874 amino acids. The transcript is spliced from 24 exons. The record is from RefSeq and is a predicted model, not a curated record. Lineage: Eukaryota; Metazoa; Chordata; Testudines; Emydidae. Gene Ontology annotation, molecular function: protein binding; GTPase activator activity. Gene Ontology annotation, biological process: signal transduction.